AUGUCCUUUUCGGAAGAGGAAACUGAUUUAAGUGAAUCAGAAGUUGAAGACUACAGCAUUCAAUGGUACGCGAAACUUAAAGAUGGUCAUGAAAAACUUGAAGUUUCAGGUGAAGAGUAUAGCUGCCCAUUCUGUCCUGGGAAAGUCCACAAGUACAGCUUGAAGGACCUAUACCAGCAUGCUUCAGGAGUUUCCAAGGGUUCAACAAAAAGAAAAAUGAAAGAUAGGGGACAACAUCUUGGAUUGGUGAGGUACAUCGACAGUGAUGUUGACAUAAAGAAACCAUUAGGUGAAUCAAUCAAGAAGAAGGCUGAUGAUCCUACCGCAAGUGCUGGUCCAAGUGAAAAAUUUGUGCAUCCUUGGAUGGGAAUUGUUGCUAAUAUUCCCAGGAAGAAGAGAGAUGGACGUUAUGUUGGAGAUAGUGGCUCAAAGCUUAGGGAUGAUUUCACUUUAAAAGGGUUUAAUCCACUCAAGGUGCAACCACUGUGGAACAGGACGGGAUUUUCAGGGUAUGCAAUAAUAGAGUUCAAUAAGGACUGGCCAGGAUUCUGUAAUGCAAUGGCUUUUGAAAAGAGUUUUGAAGCUGAACAUCAUGGGAAAAGGGAUUACCAUGAAGCAUGUGAUAGGGGUGCAACGUUGUAUGGGUGGAUUGCUCGCGCUGAUGAUUAUGACUCAUCAACAAUAAUUGGAGAACACCUUAGAAAGAAGGCAGAUCUGAAGACUAUUGCUGAUGUUCAAGAAGAAGAGAAGCAAAGAACCUCAAUGCUUGUUUCCCAUCUUGCCAAUGAAAUUGAAGUUAAGGACGAGCAUAUUAAGGAUACUGAGAUUAAAUACAAUGAAACUAUUCAAAGUAUAAGCAAUUUGAUGACUCAAAAGGAUGAGAUGCACCGAUUGUAUAACGAGGGUAUGAGCUCACAGUAUCAUAACGAAAAUUGCGACAACUUUUUCUUCUUGAUGAUUUGA
Coffea arabica (coffee) is the source of this 963-nucleotide messenger RNA. Its product is annotated as protein INVOLVED IN DE NOVO 2-like. Gene Ontology annotation, biological process: gene silencing by siRNA-directed DNA methylation. Lineage: Eukaryota; Viridiplantae; Streptophyta; Magnoliopsida; Gentianales; Rubiaceae. The record is from RefSeq and is a predicted model, not a curated record.